AUGCCUCUCUGGAACAUUUACCAUACCGAGGGCGCCUUCGAAUCCCAGGAGACCCGCAACGUCUUUGUCGCCGGUGGAGCCAGAGACCAGAAGCCUUUUGUUCGACUGGUUAUCCAGCACAUGGCUGUUCACAUCCAUGAGGGUGAUCACAUGGACGACUUCCCUAAGCAAUUCAGCGAUUACAUCAAUGCUACGAUCAAGCCAUAUAUCGCUGAUAAAGGCUACGAUUGGGAGAUCACCGUCAGCGAUACCCCACGCGACUUUUGGAGGUUCAACGGAAUUGCGCCACCUCCAUGGAGAAGUGAAGCCGAGAGGGUUUGGGCUCGAGAUGGGCGCCCUUCGGAAUGGGAGGAGAAAUAA
Messenger RNA from Fusarium redolens, 360 nucleotides. Its product is annotated as putative oxalocrotonate tautomerase enzyme-domain-containing protein. NCBI's taxonomy places the organism in Eukaryota, Fungi, Ascomycota, Sordariomycetes, Hypocreales, Nectriaceae. The record is from RefSeq and is a predicted model, not a curated record. Bases 1 to 360 code for a protein of 119 amino acids. The transcript is spliced from 2 exons.